Messenger RNA from Symbiodinium sp. CCMP2592, 1017 nucleotides. Lineage: Eukaryota; Dinophyceae; Suessiales; Symbiodiniaceae. The record is from the annotation of a GenBank genome assembly.
AUGCGACAAGGUUGUAGGUCCGAAGGACUUCACGUCCUACUUCGUUCCUGGGAAGGACCUGCUCUUGCGUUACAUUCUGCCGAGUUGUGCGCUGUCAAGCAUAUGGUCCGUCAUGCAUCUAAAGCACACCGGGGGCCACGAUUGCACCGCAGGUUCCUGUUCAUUCUCGUCUUAACCUGCUUUGGUUUUGACCUGCGAGCUCGCAUAGUCCUCAGACGGAUCGGUGGUGUCCAGAAAGCUAACCGUAGCAACAGGUGGUGUACAUACUGGAUCCGAUUUGAGAAAGACGGCGACACCUUCGCAGCUGCUGCGGACCGAUGUGCACGUCUUUUUGAGAUAGCGCGACAGGCCGGCGUGCGGCGCAUAGUCUACACCUCUCACACCCACGCGACGGAGGCCUCGCCCUUCGUGUACAUCGCUGGAAAGGCUCGUGCUGCAGCUGCCCUCAGAGCCUCCGGGAUUGGCUCCUACGCGAUUGCCCGCCCGUGCGGCAUUUUUGGCGAUACUGCCGGGGAGUCGAUUCUGAUGAACAAUGCGGCCUGGGUGCUGAGGCGAACUCCGCUAUUUCUCCUGGCCGGGGAUGGCCAACAGCGAUUCCAGCCCAUCCAUGUGCGCGACAUGGCUGAGCUCCUUCUGUCGCUCGGGGCCUUGGACAACGAGGCCGCCCCAAGCGAAGAACGAGAUGCGUGUGGUCCCGACCGACCGACAUCUUUGGACCUGUUUCAACACAUAGCUUCUUGCGUCCAGUCGCGGGCGACGGUGGCGGCACCCGGAGUGCUCUCAACGAGGCUGGUCACGCAACUGACGAAGCCCAUCAACUGGUACACUGGAGAUGUGUUGUUGGAUGCAGACGACUUGGAUCUUCUAUGCUCCGGAUUGACGGUGGCAGAAAAUCCAGAAGAUCCGGGCAUUGCGAGGCGCAGGAGUUUGUUCACUUGGCUCGAGGAAGUCGGGCCAUGGUUAGGCCAAGAUUACAUCUCCUCCAUGCGGCGCUACUACUACCAGCGCAGCUCAUGA